Thunnus maccoyii (southern bluefin tuna) is the source of this 3247-nucleotide messenger RNA. RefSeq names its product cytochrome P450 4B1-like. The transcript has 12 exons. Gene Ontology annotation, molecular function: monooxygenase activity; oxidoreductase activity, acting on paired donors, with incorporation or reduction of molecular oxygen; iron ion binding. The coding region runs from base 66 to 1613 and encodes 515 amino acids. Lineage: Eukaryota; Metazoa; Chordata; Actinopteri; Scombriformes; Scombridae. The record is from RefSeq and is a predicted model, not a curated record.
AGUGCUCAUCAUCUAGUGCGACGUUUUCCGUCGUUUCUCCUCCGCGAGACACAGGCAGCAUCAGAAUGGUGUUAGCUGAAGCGCUCGUGACAUUUCAGUGGGGCUGGCCUCACAUGCAUCACUUGUUUGCCCUACUUUGUCUUGUCGCCGUUGUCUACAAAUUAAUCAUCGCGUUUUGCAAAAGGAGGGAUGUGAUUCGACAUUUUGAACGUUUUUCAGGACCACCGGGACACUGGCUUUUGGGACAUGUUUUGGAGUUUAAAGAAGAUGGGACCGACUUGGAUAUGUUAGUGAGAUGGGGACAGGAGUACCCUUAUGCCUUCCCACUGAAGUUUGGUCCAUUAGUUUGGUUCCUCAGCAUUCACCAUCCAGAUUAUGUGAAAACAGUACUGGCAUCAACAGAGCCAAAAGAUGAUGUGGCGUAUAAGUUUAUUGAAUCUUGGAUUGGGGAAGGUUUAUUGGUGUCAAAAGGUCAGAAGUGGUUUCGCCAUAGAAGGCUAUUGACCCCAGGUUUCCAUUAUGAUGUUUUGAAACCCUACGUAAAACUGAUGUCAGAUUCUGCUAAAACUAUGUUGGACAAAUGGGAAAGUUAUGCAAACACCAGCAACUCCUUUGAAUUGUUUGAACACGUGAGCCUCAUGACACUGGACAGCAUUUUGAAAUGUGCAUUCAGCUACAACAGCAACUGUCAAACCGAGAGUGGAACAAAUGCAUAUAUCACAGCAGUGUAUGAGCUCAGUAAUCUGAUUAAUAUGAGGUUCAGGAUAUUUCCAUACCACAACGACCUCAUUUUCUACCUCAGCCCACAUGGCUUCAGAUACAGGAAAGCACGCAGGGUGGCUCACAGUCAUACAGAGGAAGUCAUAAGAAAGAGAAAAGAAGCACUAAAGGCAGAGAAGGAGUUGGACCGCAUACAGGCCAAGAGAAACCUGGACUUCCUGGACAUACUUCUCUUUGCAAGAGAUGAGAAGCAGCAGGGUCUUUCAGAUGACGAUAUACGAGCAGAAGUGGACACAUUCAUGUUUGAGGGCCAUGACACCACAGCCAGUGGCAUCUCCUUCAUCCUCUACUGUCUAGCCUGCCACCCAGAACACCAGAAGAUAUGCAGGGAGGAGAUCAUUCAAGCCCUGGAUGGCAAGGACACUAUGGAAUGGGAGGAUCUCAGUCAAAUUCCAUACACCACAAUGUGCAUAAAAGAAUCCCUGCGUCUUUACCCUCCUGUGCCAGGAAUGUCCAGAAAAACAACCAAACCCAUGACCUUUUUUGAUGGAAGGACUUUGCCGGAAGGUUGUAUUGUCGGAACAAAUAUGUAUGGGAUUCACAGGAAUGCAGAUGUCUGGGAAAACCCUGAUGUCUUUGACCCACUUCGUUUCCUGCCAGAGAAUUCUUUCAGAAGGUCACCACAUGCGUUUGUGCCGUUCUCUGCUGGGCCAAGGAACUGCAUUGGUCAGAACUUUGCCAUGAAUGAGAUGAAAGUGGUGAUAGCGCUGACACUGAAGAGAUAUCAACUGAUAGAGGACCCCACAAGGAAACCCAAGAUAAUUCCUAGACUGGUGCUUCGCUCACUCAACGGCAUCUACAUCAAGAUCAUACCUGUAGACCCUCAAAUGUAAAGGGAAGUACUGGAAGCCGUAUAAUUUAGUAAGUCUGUGCACUGACAUAGAGUCUAACAGAUGAUGAUGAAGUGCAGUAUUUUGGUAAUGUGAAUGUAGUAAAAUAAGUUUUUGUGGGAGAUUAUUCGCUGAAAAAAGAAGCAAUUUUAUUUUAACACAACAAUGUUUUUAUCAUACAUUUUUCGCACUUUCUUUGUGAAAUAGGAAUACGACCUGUAUUGUGGAUGGAUAUUUACACCAAAUUAGUUUAUAAUAAAUAUGACAAGUUUAGAUAACAUUUUCCUGUCUUUGUUUGUAAAUGCAUUAUCUAAGAUAACAUAUUUUGUAAUAGAGGAACAUGUACACAAAUAUACAUGAAAAUAAAGGAUUAGUUGUGAUAAUGAAAGUCUUCAAAUCUUCACCUUCGUCUCUGCUAGCUUUGCAUACUAAGUCUUGCAGUACAAAAGUGUCUUGAUACUUCUUGUUCUUGUGGCUCUCACUUCUAGUAGUGGUUAAUAGCUGAGCCACAACAAAAGGUAUAGGUCAGCACAUUUGACAUUUAGCCUGCAUUUUUUGUUAAUUAAUUUCUAUAAACAGUAGCUAAACAUUAAGAGUGUAAUGCCGCUGUAAUGAUUGACGUCUGAUCUGUCAAAGUGAUUCAUCUGUGCCACAUGAACUCAUUUGAACCAGGUCUAAAGUCCUCGAGACGUUUAUGUUUAACCCUAGAAUAAAGUCUUAGGUAGUAUGUAAUACAAUAUGCUCUCAAUAAUUAUGCCUAUGCCGCAAUACUGUCUGCAAAUAAGCCAUCAAAGUGCUUUCACUGAGAUUACUUUUCAUUAGGUAUAAAUUUGGAAUACAGGAAGUUCAUAUCAAAACCAAAGUGCAACAUUUAAUCACAGCUGAAAACACGGUAGAGUUAUGAGUCAAAAGUAAUUCAGUAAUUCAUUUUUUAUUUACAGUCAUAUGAUUACAAAAUCCACAUGCCCACAAGCACAAAAAGUCAUCAGCACAGUUUGUAAAAAUGAAACACCUCAUCUUGUGAUAUCUGAACUUUUGCUACUUUAAAGAUCCCAUGAAAUGACAACUUCCUGGAAAACAGGGAAUCUUCAGUGGUGGCCUUAUGCUGUAUCAGAGGAUAAAAAAAAGUUCAAACAAUGAGGUCAUCCUGCGUUUUUACCAUAACUACUAGUGCAUUGGUUUACACUAAGAUAGAUACAUUUCCACAACCUGUUACAAAAGGAAAUACAGAAGAGUGUGGUGGCCUUGUGUUUAAGAUGCAUACCAUACGCUGUGACCGCAACGUCCGGUUCUCUUUGUUGUAUGUCAUUUGCUAUCUCUCUCCUUUCAUUUCCUCUGUUGUCCUUUAAAUAAAAAGCAAAAAUGCCCUAAAAUACUUUAAAAAAGGGAAAUACAGAACAUCACAUUAUGAAAGUAAGACCUUUAAACUUGGAAUACACUGUAAAGUUCCACCAGUUUGUUACGUUUUACACGGCUAACUAUGUUUUUCCUUCUACUGUGCACAAAGACACAGUUCCUAUGUCAAGUCAGUUCAGGGCAAAAAAAAUAUUAACAAUGUAAUAUAUAAGCUGCACUGUACUCUGUUGCAUGUGAAAGAUGUUAACAUGCUACAUAACCAUUAAAACAUCCUAAAUCCA